This is a messenger RNA of Dentiscutata erythropus, 318 nucleotides long. Lineage: Eukaryota; Fungi; Glomeromycota; Glomeromycetes; Diversisporales; Gigasporaceae. The record is from the annotation of a GenBank genome assembly.
AGAUUACUAGAAGAAUUAGAAUCUAAAAAAGAUGAGUUUUUAAGUCACAUAUUAUUUCAUUGCAUGCGUUACCAAUAUUCUUUUUCACUCAUUGAAAAUAUAGAUGAGACUUCAUUGGUAUUUGAUAUAUCUAAUACUUUUACAGUUGAAGAAACUAGUGCUCAUACUGUCGGAAUCCAUACAACCAGAUAUAAAAAAUCCAACUUUAUAGUUAUUUUAUGUUGUUUGGCUGAUGGUAUUGUUGUACAAGCCAAUAAGGAAGGAUAUAUGAAUUUUGAUGAAAUAGUUUUUUGGAUAGAAAGAAUUUGGGCUCGUUAG